Molecule: messenger RNA, 1492 nt
Organism: Puntigrus tetrazona (Sumatra barb)
Lineage: Eukaryota; Metazoa; Chordata; Actinopteri; Cypriniformes; Cyprinidae
Gene: tnfaip6
Product: tumor necrosis factor, alpha-induced protein 6
Exons: 7
Coding region: 242-1057 (271 amino acids)
Biological process (GO): cell adhesion; negative regulation of inflammatory response
Molecular function (GO): hyaluronic acid binding
Source: RefSeq, a predicted model, not a curated record
AAAAGUCGGUUUGGUCACGUCCUGUAUAUAUUCCACAGAGUUACUAAAUUCAUAGGAUUAACAAAACGAGUCCUGACUCGCGGCGGUGUUUACUCCACGGGGGUCUUCCCGAUCCAACCCUUUGCUCGAUCGUCAUCAUUUACUGAAAUCACACGUCACGGUAGUCGGCAGGAAAACCAUUUAAACUUGGCUUGCUCAGGAUGCGCCCGCUUCGUUGCGUGACAGCUGCGCUAACAUCUGUAUGAUCCGCCGCGGAAUGAGAGAGAUGCGGGUGUUAACUGUCCUACUCGGCGUUAUAUCUGUCCUGAAGGAGGCUGAAGCCUGGGGUUACAAGAAUGGAAUACUGCACAACUCUAUCUGGCUGGAGCAAGCCGCUGGAGUUUACCACCGCGAAUCUCGCAAAGGACGGUAUCAGCUGACGUACGGUGAAGCCAAGGCUGUGUGCAAAUUCGAGGGGGGUACUCUCGCUACAUAUGAUCAACUGGAGGCUGCUCGCCAGAUUGGUUUCCAUGUGUGUGCAGCUGGAUGGUUUGACAAAGGACGUGUGGGUUAUCCGAUUGUUAAAGCUGGCGCCAACUGUGGUUUUGGAAAAGUUGGAAUAAUUGAUUAUGGAUAUCGUCUCAACAAAAGUGAGAAGUGGGAUGUCUACUGCUAUAACCCUGGGGCAAAAGAGUGUGGAGGUGUACACACAGAUCAGGAGAAGGUUUUAGAUUCUCCUGGUUACCCAGAGGACUACCAGGAUGAGCAGAUUUGCUACUGGCACAUUCGUGUGCGCUACAGACAACGAAUUCGCCUGCACUUCCUAGACUUUGACAUUGAGGAAGACACAGAUUGCCUCAGUGAUUACCUGGAGAUCUAUGACAGCUAUGAUGAUGUUUCAGGCUUUGCUGGAAGAUACUGUGGGGAUGAACUUCCAGAGGACUUCAUAAGUACAGGAAACGUCAUGACCCUCAAGUUCCAUACUGAUUCCUCAGUGACGGGUGGAGGUUUUCAGCUGCAGUACAUCGCUGUGAACUCCUCUCAGCUCUUUGACAACCACACUGAUGACUUCUCUUGACCAACGUUUAAAUCACCAAACCUACUUCUUUAUUAUACCCAAACCCACAACUCUGUCAUUUUUUAAAUAUAAUUUUUUAUUUCUUUACCAAGGGUGCAAUAUUAAAGCUGUUAAUAAUCACAUAUUUACGUGUAAAGGCCUGUGAAUAUUUGAAAAAUAAACUCGGAUAAAACAGUUUUUUUACAUUCUAGUUACUUUACAUUCUAGUUCAUACAACUUGUCCAACAGUGCAUUUAAUGUAUUAUAGUGUUUCAAUAUAAACAUAAGAAAUAAGCUGAAAUCUGUUUUAAUAGAGCCAAACCCGUGGGAUGCAUAAAGGCCUGACAUUGUAGAAACACAAGUGUAAUUCUGUGUGUACAUUCUGUAGAACUAAUAUGAAACAAAGCAUGAUACUAAUACUAACCAAAAAUACAAAUAAAAAAAUAAAAUGAAAAA